GUUCGAGCGGCUCAUCAGUCCGGGCAGGGAGCCGGUGGUGCUGGAGGGCCUAGACCUGGGCCCUGCCCCCGCCAAGUGGACCCCCGACUACCUGCGCAACCUGCCCGGGGCAGCGGACAUGAAGGUGAGUGUGCAUGUGAGCCGCGAGCCCUCCGGCCGCCUGGACUUUGUUCGCAAGAACUUCGCCUUCCGCGUCAUCAGCUUUCAGGAGCUGAUAACGCGACUGACAAAUCAGGCGGCAGAGGCAGCCAGCAGUGGCAGCAGCAGUGGGGGUAGCGGCGCCCCCGCAGCCAGCGGGGCAGCGGUACCAGCCGCAGCACCUGCAGCCGGGGAACAGCAGCUGGACAGCCGCGGGGGCAGCUCGCCACAAGAGGGGGGUGGUGCCGGCAGCAGCGGGGGCACCAGCGGCAGUGGUGUGUUGCCUGAUCUGGUGCCCCGGGGAGCGCAGUUCGGGGAGGGGCGCGAGGUGCUCUACCUGAGGAGCAUUGGGGAGAACCCGCGCAGGGAGGCCGCCAACCUGUCCGCCUCCUUCCCGCUGCUGGCCGCCGACCUGCGCCUGCCGCCGCUCUUCCCGCCCUCCGCGCUGCACAGCAGUGUGCUGCGGCUGGGCAGUCCGGGGCUGGUGCUGUGGACGCACUACGACGUGAUGGACAACCUGCUAAUACAGGUGACGGGCACCAAGCGGGUCCUGCUGUGGCCGCCCGCCUGCCACGACGCGCUUCACGUGACCGGCUCCUCCUCGCCCAUCACCCGCCCGCAACCCGACCCCGACCUGACCGCCUUCCCGCGCUUCGCCGCCUGCCCCGCGCCGCUGCUGGCGGACCUGGCGCCGGGUGACGUGCUGUUCCUGCCCAGCCUGUGGUUCCACAACGUGACCACCACGGGGGGGCACAUGAGCGCCAGCGUGAACGUGUUCUGGAGGCACCUGCCGCAGGAGUUCUACCACAAGAAGGACCUCUACGCCAAUCGAGACCUGGUGCAGGCUGAGGAGGCGGACAAGGCGGCUGAUGCGGCUCUCGCCCAGCUGUCGCAGCUGCCCGAGCACUACCGCGCCUUCUACGGAGCCCGCCUGCUGGGGAGGCUGGGCCGGGAGCUGGGGCUGAGCGCGUGAGAGGGGGUGCAUGGCCGGGUGGACUGCUGGGUGGUUCGGGGGGGAGGGUGAGUGUCGGUGCGGGAUUGCAGGGUGCAGGG
Messenger RNA from Astrephomene gubernaculifera, 1191 nucleotides. The record is from the annotation of a GenBank genome assembly. NCBI's taxonomy places the organism in Eukaryota, Viridiplantae, Chlorophyta, Chlorophyceae, Chlamydomonadales, Astrephomenaceae.